AUGUUUAAGGUUCCUCUGGACUUCCUUGGAUUAGAAGUGCCUAUUGCCUGCACCGACGCUCGAUAUGUUGAUGACUCGGGUACUAUCAUAGAAGCUACGAAGGUACAUGAGCUCCGCCUUUACGAUCCUCGUGCACAGCGUCGUCCAGUGAAGAAGAUUCCUUUCAUGAACGUACCAAUAACUGCUUACAAAGGACAGGCAGGAGCGAUUCGUUCUAUUGAUGCACACCCGACUGCCCCCUACGUUGCUACAUGCGGUAUCGAUCGAUUUGUUCGCGUGCACGAUAUCGAUACGAGGAAGCUUGCUCAUAAGAUUUACUGCAAAACUCGUCUGAACAGAGUACUGCUUCGAUCUGAAAUGCCGAGCUUGACAACCGUUGUAGAGGGCAAUGACGAAGAGUGGAUGGAAUUGAAGCAUGAGCCGGCUCCAAAAGCGAAGAGAACUAAGUCGAAGAAAAGAAAGGAAGGGCUCGGAGUGGAAGAGGAAUCUGUUGAACCGUGUAAAAAGGCCAAGAUCGUCAAAGGAGUGAAGCGACACGAUGAAAUCAAGGAGGAGGUGGGAUCUGAUGUGAGAGCCUCGAAAACGCAAAAGGGUUCCGAGGCCGGUAGUGUGCGUUUCUUAAGGAGAUGGUGA
Messenger RNA from Ostertagia ostertagi, 633 nucleotides. The record is from the annotation of a GenBank genome assembly. Lineage: Eukaryota; Metazoa; Nematoda; Chromadorea; Rhabditida; Trichostrongylidae.